CCACCACCUCCUCUUCCUCCUCCUCCUCCUCCUCUCAUCAUCUUCUUACCUGGCACAAUGGACGUUCUCACUCACUAACUACUGUCACUCUCUCUACUACUACGCUUUGUACCACUAGCUACCUACGCGUCCAUAUCACUGCUCAGCCUCGCCUCGAAAGGAAAAUCUGCACAACGGACGUGACGGCACUUCGCGUUCCUACACACUGUAGACGUGAUGGAAGCUGCUACACGUGCUGGGAAUCAGGCUGUGCCAUCCCCAGAGACAAACGAGGCACCACCGGCGCGUCCAUCACUGUUGCCGGCCUUUGAGCCCUUCUCCUCGCCCUUUUCGUCUUCCCCAGGCCUCCCUCGAGCUGUCAAACGCAAGUUUGACGAGACGCUCGACACCAGACAGCAGCAUUACCCUACUCCAGUACCUACCUCGUCGACUGGUAUCCUCACAUCGUCGUCACCGGCGUCUCGGACGCGUCCCGCUCUCAAACGCACCGUGUCGGCUCUUUCUGAACGCGCUCCCUUGGGCGACGUGCCGUGCCUCGUCCUUCCACGAAAUGGCGAGCCCCUCCUCAUGGGACGCUCGAGCAACUCCUCCGACUACCAGUUCCCCGCCAACCGUCACAUCUCUCGUACACACGUGAGUGCAACCUACUACGCUCCCGAUGAGACGUAUCCGCAUGGCAGGGUCGAAGUCGAGUGUCUGGGUUGGAAUGGGGCAAAAGUACACUGUCGUGGAGAGAUGAGGGAGUUGGCAAAGCAUGAGGUCUUCGUGUCGGACAAGGCAAUGGCGCACAUCAUGGUGGACGUGCAAAGCACGCGUGUGAUGCUCGCGUGGCCUCAGGAACACGCUCGGGAUCCGCCUGCCGAGUCGAGGUCACAAUGGCCCCAGGACUCACCAAUACAAUCGCGCCUCGCGUCAGCUCACGUUCCUUCCAGUCCACCCAUCAUGCUGCCAUCACCGCGUCCAGCCACGCCCGUCUCACCGACACCCAACUACAACCUCGGUACCUCGUUUUCCGAAACCUUCCGGGUGGACACUGAUGAGCCUGUGCACGUCUAUCAGGACCAUGACUCUGAAGAAGAUGCUCUGCACGAUACGGAGACCACUCCGGAGCCGAUGGCACCAGUGUGCGAGGGUACCCCCACACCCACGCGUACCGUGUCGUCGCCCCAGGAGCCUUCCCGCCUCGCGUCUGAGCACGAAGACUUCUCUGAACAUGAUGAGGAGAACGACCCCGUCGUCCACUCUUUCGGUCCCUUUGGUGCGAAUCUGCUGGACAAGCUCGACUCGUUCCACGCAGAGUCUCCGGAGCGCAAGCGUAAGCCUUUGAAAGCCACCACCAACUCACCGCGCCGCAGUGCUCCGACCCCAGCCUCCCACAUUAGUCCCGUGAAGAACCAUGUGAUCAAUCAACUCGCCUACUCUCGGAUUCACGCACUGCCGCUGUCCACCAUUCACAGCCAACUGCCUCCCGAGUAUCGUGGUGCCAUGGCAAAGCCUUCCGAUCGUGAAGCGCGGGAGGUCUUGUCGACGUCCGACCUCAAGACCAUUCUCGACGACAUCCCCUGCGUCGGCGAAAUCAGCCGCGAGGGCAAGGACGCGGCGGGUAAGCUGCUGGAGAGUGAAUUCUACUAUGUUCCCGAGAUGGACAGCGAUGUGCACCGCCGCGAUGCGGUCGCGAACAGCUUGGGUAAAACCAGCAUCCGUGCCGCCCGAAAGCAGCACAAACAAUACUACUGGAAGCGUCCUCGCUUCUAAACAUGCCUCUCGAGCAUAUCACGAGCGCCGCGACAACGGCGAUAUCGGCGCACAAGCGACGAACAUCUCUCUUAUGCCUGUUCUUUUCCCCUUCUCCUAUCAUCGCGGAUUCCCCUGCAUAGCGACGCGUGUUGUCGGUUAUACGACGUCCAAUGAUUUCACCGCUCUCGAAGAGUGUGAUUCUGCAUACCAAAAGGCGUUCCUUGGGCGCGUCAACGUUUGUUCGAAUGGAUUGUGAUUGUCAUGGCGGCCAUGGGUGAAUUCAUGGAGGACCAUGCUUCGUGGUGGUGCGAAAUUGCCGACUUCUCGCGCAACGAGAUUGGAAAAGAUGCGCAUGUAGUGCGUGGUGAAGGCAUGCGAUGAGCGGCGUCGAACGGCGUCUGUGGGAAGGCGUGUGGGCGUGUGGUGUUGUCUCUGAUAACAAGCUGUUGUAGAUGAGAAUGAAAGAC
Sphaerulina musiva SO2202 is the source of this 2204-nucleotide messenger RNA. RefSeq lists its product as uncharacterized. Gene Ontology annotation, molecular function: protein binding. The transcript is spliced from 2 exons. The record is from RefSeq and is a predicted model, not a curated record. Bases 217 to 1755 code for a protein of 512 amino acids. NCBI's taxonomy places the organism in Eukaryota, Fungi, Ascomycota, Dothideomycetes, Mycosphaerellales, Mycosphaerellaceae.